AUGCUAUGGUAUCUUCUGUAUCCUCUCCGAGGUACAACCUCGCCACCUCGUUUGUCCGCGAACCAUCCCGUCCGGAGAGCCUUUUAUCGCCAUGGAAAGACGACUGCUCAGCAUUGGCUGCUCACCAUGUUGGUCGCGGUCGCGAUAGCUAUGGCUUUCUCGUAUCCGUCAGUUGCAUUCCACGAAAAUGCCUCCACAGGACUAUCCGCGAUUGCCCAUCAAGUUUGGACGACCGCUAAGCCUCUCGAGGACGGCCAUUCCGCGGUCGAUGUCGAGAUGCGUCAAAUCUGGAUUCACGGCUCCUUCAUGAACGCGUUGGACAAGAGUGUUCUUAAGCAGGCGCUGAGGAUUCAGCAGAGCCUGGUCGGCGAUGAGCCUUCGAGCAGUAUUGCUGAUGCAAGUCAUGUCGAGGCGCGACCAGACGUCCUCGAUAGAGGAUAUCAUUCUCCGUUGAUGUACUGGAACGAUUCCGAGUCGAUCAUUGAUGCCGAUGCCAAUGUACUGAAGACGAUCAACGAGCAGAAAUAUGCAUUGACCUCGCUCGGUGUCUCCCUUCGUCCAGCUACUGUUCUCGCUGGGAAGAAGUUCGACAAGGAUGUGGUCAUCGCCGCCGAUGCGCUUGUCAUUACUCUCAUGAAUCACUUUGAAGACGACGCAGGCAAGGAAUGGCACGUCAAAUUGCAAAACUUGAAGCAAGCCGUCUGCCAGGACUGUCUUCUUUUCCCGGGCAACGGCCAGAUGGAGAAUGACAGAGUAUACGAGCUCAGUCUCAAGCCUCUAAGUCUGCGAGAACACUCCGCGCUCGCUCUGGCAUAUGGCUGCAUGGCACUCUACGUCCUGAUCAGCCUUCGCAGGAUGAGAGCGUUCCACAGCCGAUUCGGUCUGGUCGUCACGGCCAUCACACAAAUGACCUGCUCCAUUCUCGCCAGCUUUACGAUCUGUGGUAUUCUGAAGAUCAACUUGUCGACGAUCCCACACAACGCAUACCCAUUUGUCGUGCUGGUGUUCGGUGUGGAGAACAUGUUCCGACUGAUUAAUGCUGUCCUCGCUUAUCCACCUACCAUGGCGACCGAUAAUAGAGUGGCAAACGCUUUGGGGGACAUUGGACCGAUCUCCGUUGCUGCUGCGGUGCAAAACAUGAUCAUACUCUCGAUGUUGUCGACUGUGGUGACACCUGGAGUUGCUGCUUUCUGCGCCUUCGCAGCAAUCGCGACACUAUUCGAUGCCUUCUUCUUGCUCACAUUCUUCGUCGCCGUUCUAAAUGUAGACAUACACCGCCUCGAACUCCAGGAUGCGCUUGCUGCAAGGCACAAUCAAUCUCGGACUGGGCAUCGUCGACGACCAUCACCCUCGAAGAACACCUGGUUCGAUGCUUUGGUACACGGGAAGCUGCCUUUUAGCACCCGCAUGGCUGGCACAGUUGUCACCACAACAUUCAUCUUGUCACUGAAUUACCAUUUCUCGGAAUAUCACGACCACAGCACGAAUCUGCGUCAGCUUCUGGGACUUGAACGCGGGCAACCUCCAAUUUCUGCCGGCACGGACCCAUUUCCCGCUCCUCCUAUGAAUGCAACGUUGAGUCCUGGCGAGUGGAUGCGCAUGCAGGAGCUUGAGACAGCAAAAGAGGUCAUCAAGCUUGCGAAACCUGGCGCAAAUAGUCUGGUGGUCCGCGUCUUCGCACCGCUGAUCAUUGUCCUCGGCGGUUCCGACCGAUCGGGCGCAUCAGCCGCAGACGAAACACUGACAUAUGCUCUCCAGAGGUUUGCCAAGUAUCACCUCUACCCGGUCGCAGUCGCUGUUGUUUUCAUCGUCGCUUUCGUGUUCAUAUUGAUGAACUUCUUGCUAUACAAUCAAGCGGGAGACGAGGAUCAUGACAUUGCUUUGGAACAGAUGGAGGAUCAGUUGACCGUGCAGCAUGUCGCGCUCCCGCACAAGCUCGAUAUUGUGAAGUUGGUCAAGAGUCGUGGAGGACACUUCGUCAGCGUUGGCUUGGACCGCACGAUCGCCAUCUCCGUCAUGGACAAAACGCAGCAGACGCACCGAAUCAUCUCAGUUCCGUCAAAUGUGACUGGCAACAUCAUGUGGCCGGUCCGUCAUGUAACUAUCGACGACAAUGGCGAGUGGAUUGCC
Messenger RNA from Zymoseptoria tritici IPO323, 2130 nucleotides. RefSeq lists its product as uncharacterized. The record is from RefSeq and is a predicted model, not a curated record. Gene Ontology annotation, cellular component: endoplasmic reticulum membrane; Golgi membrane. The annotation marks the transcript as partial. Lineage: Eukaryota; Fungi; Ascomycota; Dothideomycetes; Mycosphaerellales; Mycosphaerellaceae. Gene Ontology annotation, molecular function: sterol binding. The transcript has a single exon. Gene Ontology annotation, biological process: SREBP signaling pathway.